CUUAGCCAUGGCAAAGAAGCCAAGCAUGGGCCGCCAAAAGAUCAAGAUCGCCAAGAUAGAGAUUAAGAAUCACUUGCAGAUGAACUGUGUCAAAAAUUGGUCACUUUCUCGAAGCGUCGAUCCGGCCUCUUCAAGAAGGCCAGUGAGCUUUGCAACCCUCUGCGGCGUUGACGUCGCCGUGGUGGUAUUUUCUCCGGCUGGCAAGGUGUUCUCAUUCGGGCACCCUGGCGUGGAGAACAUCGUGGACCGCUUCCUUAGCCAGAACCCUCGACUGCCAGCACCGCCGAACACUGCUUCCACUUGCCACCUCAUGGAGGCCCACCGAAGGGCCGCCGUUCGGGAGCUGAAUUCGCAACUCACCCGCGUCCUGGCUGAGUUGGAGGCAGAGAGGAAGAGAGGGGAGACGCUUGAUCACGUGAGGAGAUCAUCCCGGGGGAAGCAGGAGUGGUGGGAGAAGCCGGUGGAGGAUCUCGGCCUGGCUCAGCUCGAGCGGCUAAGGAGUCGAUGGAGGGCUGAAGAGGAUGGUGACACAGCAGCUCAACAAAGCUUUGGUCGAAGGGACAUUGAAUACGUCGCCGUUUUUGUUGGUAAAUACUGGGAA
Messenger RNA from Thlaspi arvense, 601 nucleotides. NCBI's taxonomy places the organism in Eukaryota, Viridiplantae, Streptophyta, Magnoliopsida, Brassicales, Brassicaceae. The record is from the annotation of a GenBank genome assembly.